AAGGUUGUCAGCAAACGAGAGGGGGAGGGGAAAUUUUAAUGGUAGUCAAUGUGGACAUACCUUUCUAAACCUGAAUUUAUUUUGAUUCGUAGUUUGUUUCUACUUCCUUAAGGUGCGAGUGGCAUCUGAACACAUGUCCACACCAACAGACCCCACAGGCGGGAUGCCUCACCCCGGCCCCUCGCCUGGACCAGGUCCGUCCCCUGGCCCCAUUCUGGGGCCCAGUCCUGGACCAGGUCCCUCACCUGGCUCGGUCCACAGCAUGAUGGGACCCAGUCCCGGCCCACCCAGCGUCCCACACAGCCUGCCGGGACAGGGGGCUGGGGAUUACCCGCAGGACAGCAUGCACCAGAUGCACAAGCCCAUGGAAGGUAUGCAUGACAAAGGAAUGGGGGAUGAGAUGCAUUUUGGCCAGAUGAAGGGCAUGGGAAUGAGGUCACUCCAUGCUGGAAUGGGCCCACCACAGAGUCCUAUGGAUCAGCAUAGCCAAGGUUAUUUGUCCCCUCACCCGUCGCCCAUGGGAGUUCCAGAACAUGCCUCCAGCCCAAUGUCAGGAGGGGGUCCGACACCUCCUCAGAUGCCUCCGGCUCAAUCAGGUCCAUUGAUGCCUGUAGACCCCCAGGCCAUGAGCCAGCAGGGGCGCGGCCCCUCUCCUUUCAGUCCGGUCCAGCUGCAGCAGCUCCGAGCUCAGAUCCUGGCCUACAAGAUCCUGGGCCGAGGUCAGCCUUUACCAGAAAAUCUGCAGCUAGCAGUUCAAGGGAAGAGAAGUCUCCCAGCAAUGCAGCAGCAGCCUGUAACCACGCCUUACAACAGACCACCUGGUAUGCCAGCACAUCCAAUGGGUGGGCCUCCAGCAGGACCGUCUCCUAGUCCAGGAAUGCAGGGACAUUCCUCUAGUGUGGGUCCCAAGCCUUGGACUGAAGGCCAGAAUUCAGAAACCCCAAGUACCCCUCAGAAACUACCAGUACCAACUACAAGUGGGAGACCUUCACCUGCUCCACCUCAGGUACCAACUUCUGCAGCAUCUGUACCUAGUUCCUCUGUGGCCCAGCAGCCUCCAGGCCAGCCUUCUCCCAUCAUUCAACUGCAGCAAAAACAGAACCGCAUAACUCCUAUUCAGAAACCACAGGGACUGGACCCAGUGGAAAUUCUCCAAGAGAGAGAGUACAGGCUGCAGGCAAGGAUUGCUCACAGAAUCCAGGAACUUGAGAAUUUGCCUGGUUCUUUGCCACCUGAUCUGAGAACAAAAGCUACUGUGGAGUUAAAGGCCUUAAGGCUUCUCAAUUUCCAGCGCCAGCUGAGGCAGGAAGUGGUGGCCUGCAUGCGUCGCGAUACAACCCUGGAGACAGCCCUGAACUCAAAGGCCUACAAGCGCAGUAAACGGCAGACUCUCAGGGAGGCGCGAAUGACUGAAAAACUAGAGAAGCAACAGAAGAUUGAGCAAGAAAGGAAACGCCGACAGAAACACCAGGAAUACUUAAACAGCAUACUUCAACAUGCGAAAGACUUCAAAGAAUAUCACCGGUCAAUUACUGGCAAAAUUCAGAAACUUUCUAAAGCCAUUGCCACCUGGCACACUAACACUGAGAGGGAGCAGAAGAAGGAAACGGAAAGAAUUGAGAAAGAGAGAAUGAGAAGACUGAUGGCAGAAGAUGAAGAAGGAUAUCGUAAGCUGAUUGACCAGAAAAAAGAUAAGCGGUUGGCGUACUUACUGCAGCAGACUGAUGAAUAUGUCGCUAAUCUGACUGACCUUGUCUAUGAGCACAAAGCAGCCCAGGCUGCCAAGGAGAAGAAGAAGAAGAGAAGAAAGAAGAAGAAAGUACAGGAAAACGAUGACGAAAUGGGAACGAGUCUGGGGCCUGAUGGAGAGCCAAUCGAUGAAAGCAGUCAAAUGAGUGAACUUCCAGUGAAAGUCAUUCAGACUGAGACCGGUAAAGUACUACAGGGAACAGAUGCACCAAAGUCCAGUCAGCUGGAGGCUUGGCUUGAAAUGAACCCUGGGUAUGAAGUUGCUCCUCGAUCAGAUAGUGAAGAAAGUGGAUCAGAAUUUGAAGAAGAGGAUGAGGAUGAGGUGGUGUCUAAAUCCGAAUCUGAAGAAAAGAAGAUUAUUGAUCCUAAUAGUGAUGAGGUGUCUGAGAAGGCAGCAAAGCACAUAAUUGAGUCCGCCAAGCAAGAUGUUGAUGAUGAGUACAGCAUGCAGACUGGGGAAAGAGGAGCUCAGUCUUACUAUGGAGUAGCACAUGCAGUCACGGAGAGAGUUGAGAAACAGUCCACUCUGCUUAUUAAUGGAACCCUGAAACAUUAUCAGCUUCAAGGAUUGGAGUGGAUGGUUUCUUUGUACAAUAAUAAUCUCAAUGGAAUUCUGGCUGAUGAAAUGGGUCUUGGGAAGACCAUCCAAACCAUUGCACUCAUUACGUACCUGAUGGAACACAAACGGCUCAAUGGUCCUUACCUUAUCAUCGUUCCUCUGUCAACCUUGUCCAAUUGGGUGUAUGAACUGGAUAAAUGGUCACCAUCUGUCGUUAAGAUUGCUUACAAGGGCACACCUGCAAUGCGAAGAUCACUUGUUCCACAACUUCGAAGUGGAAAAUUCAAUGUCCUUCUGACAACCUAUGAGUAUAUUAUUAAGGAUAAACACAUUCUCGCUAAGAUCCGCUGGAAGUACAUGAUUGUUGACGAAGGCCAUCGCAUGAAGAAUCACCACUGUAAGCUGACUCAAGUUCUCAACACCCAUUACGUUGCACCUCGGCGACUUCUCCUGACGGGAACUCCUCUGCAGAACAAACUGCCUGAGCUCUGGGCUCUCCUCAACUUUCUCCUGCCCACUAUCUUCAAGAGCUGCAGCACCUUUGAGCAGUGGUUCAACGCCCCCUUUGCCAUGACAGGAGAGAGAGUGGAUUUGAAUGAAGAGGAGACGAUCCUGAUAAUCCGUCGUCUUCACAAAGUGCUUAGGCCUUUCCUGCUGAGGAGACUGAAGAAGGAAGUGGAGUCUCAACUGCCAGAGAAGGUGGAAUACGUCAUCAAGUGCGACAUGUCAGCGAUUCAGAAGGUCCUGUACAGGCACAUGCAGGCCAAGGGCAUCCUUCUUACAGAUGGCUCAGAGAAAGACAAAAAGGGUAAAGGAGGUGCAAAGACACUAAUGAACACUAUCAUGCAGCUGAGAAAAAUUUGUAACCAUCCCUAUAUGUUCCAGCACAUUGAGGAGUCCUUUGCAGAACACUUGGGAUACCCAAAUGGCAUCAUCAAUGGGUCUGAUCUCUACCGUGCAUCUGGGAAAUUUGAAUUGCUGGAUCGCAUUCUUCCAAAACUCCGAGCUACAAACCACAGAGUUCUGCUCUUUUGCCAGAUGACGUCUCUAAUGACAAUCAUGGAAGAUUAUUUCGCUUAUCGUAAUUUUCUUUACCUGCGUCUUGAUGGGACAACUAAGUCAGAGGACCGUGCUGCAUUGCUGAAGAAGUUCAAUGAUGAAGGCUCUCAGUACUUCAUCUUCUUGUUGAGCACCAGAGCAGGAGGACUGGGUCUAAACUUGCAGGCUGCAGACACAGUGAUCAUAUUUGACAGUGACUGGAACCCACAUCAGGACUUGCAGGCUCAGGACAGAGCUCAUCGUAUUGGACAACAGAAUGAAGUGCGAGUCCUACGUCUCUGCACUGUCAACAGUGUGGAAGAGAAAAUCUUGGCUGCUGCCAAGUAUAAGCUCAAUGUUGACCAAAAGGUCAUUCAGGCGGGAAUGUUUGAUCAAAAGUCAUCAAGCCAUGAGCGAAGAGCAUUUCUGCAAGCUAUCUUGGAGCACGAAGAGCAAAAUGAGGACGAAGACAAUGUCCAGACGUCGAUGGAAGAGGAUGAGGUUCCUGAUGAUGAAACCCUUAAUCAGAUGAUUGCUCGAAAUGAGGAAGAGUUUGAUCUCUUCAUGCGCAUGGAUCUGGAUCGCCGCCGCGAAGAGGCGCGGAAUCCGAAACGGAGGCCCCGGCUGAUGGAGGAAGAUGAGCUGCCAUCCUGGAUCAUUAAGGACGACGCGGAGGUGGAGAGGCUGACAUGUGAGGAGGAGGAGGAGAAGAUCUUUGGCCGGGGCUCUCGCCAUCGCAGGGAUGUGGAUUACAGCGAUGCCCUGACCGAGAAGCAGUGGCUGAGGGCCAUUGAGGACGGAAACCUGGAAGAAAUGGAAGAGGAAAUCCGACUCAAGAAACGCAAGCGCAGACGACAUGUUGACAAAGAAUCUGGGAAGGAGGAUGGGGAAAAGGCAAAGAAAAGGCGAGGCCGACCACCGGCAGAAAAGCUUUCUCCAAACCCGCCCAAGCUGACCAAGCAGAUGAAUGCUAUUGUUGAUACCGUAAUUAAUUACAAAGAUGGAUCUGGCCGACAGCUCAGUGAGGUUUUUAUUCAGCUGCCAUCCAGAAAAGAGCUCCCUGAGUAUUACGAGUUAAUCAGAAAACCUGUUGACUUCAGGAAGAUAAAGGAAAGAGUCCGUAACCAUAAGUACAGGAGCAUAGGAGAUCUGGAGAAGGAUGUUAUGCUACUGUGUCACAAUGCACAGACUUUCAACUUGGAAGGAUCUCAGAUCUAUGAGGACUCCAUAGUUCUUCAGUCAGUCUUUAAGAGUGCCAGACAAAAAAUAGCUAAAGAGGAUGAGAGCGAAGAUGAAAGUGGUGAUGAUGAUGAAGAGGAAGAUGAGGAAUCUGAAUCAGAGUCAAAAUCGGUAAAAGUAAAAAUCAAGCUUGGUAAAAAGGAUGAAAAGAGGCAUGACAAGGGCAAAAAGCGACAAAGCCGAGGCAAACCUAAGCCCAUCGUAAGCGAUGAUGACAGCGAAGACGAACAGGAAGAUCAUUUCCAAAGUGAAAAGAUCAGUCAGAAGGAAGUGGCGCGAGCGAUGAUGAAUGAUCAAGGGGAAAGCUGAUCUGCCUUGUAUUCUCUUUCUGUUCUGAAGGUUUUCAUUUGAUCUGUGGUAGAUAUAUUUACUUAUGGACCCCUACCCUUCUGGAUUUAUCAGCGUAAAGUCUAUGUCUUGGGUAGAUAUACACACAGUCUGUUUUCUUCUUUUUGUCGAAUCCAAUGUAAUAGUUUUAGUGACCAACUUGGCCUGUGAGGCAAUUGUUUCUUAACUGUGCACCUUCUGCAUGUUUCCCAUGUUCAAGCAUGGGGACAGAAAUAUAAGGUUAUGCUUGUAUAUAUUAUUUUAUGAAAAAAAAGAUUGACUAAACUAAGUCCAAAAAAUAAGUUUGUUGAAAAAAGAUUUGUUACUAAAAUUGUCUAAAAAAGUAAUACACUGAUUGAUAGGAAAGUAUUAGGUGAUGACAUGUGUUUCUGAACUGCUUGUGGUCCUAAUGAACAGAACGCUUAACCAUGAUAUAUGGCAAUGGUCCUUUUUAUAUUUCAGCUAGGGUUAUUAUAAAAUACCACAAUGGAUAAAGCUAAGUUACAUUUAUCACCCAGGCUUCAGUAGCUGAGAAACCUUUCCAUGCUGUGUGGUUAUUCAGUAACGAAUUUUUAGUUAUUCAGCAACAAACAGCCCUAUGCAGCCAAGGACUCCCAAAGGUAAAAAGACUAUUUUGUGCUGGUGAAGUUUGUCAUCCAAUUUUAGUAAAACUGAACUUAGUGUCAGUGAAAUGCAAAAACAAGGUCUCAGAUUGCAGCUGAAAGCAAAUUUUGCUACCCAAGAACUGUUUCUCUAUGAGUAAGACAGCAAAAACAUUUGAUUUUUUUCAGUGCAGGUGAGAAAGGCAGUGUAUUAAAAACAUAUAAUGGCCAGCAGUGGAUAUGUACUUUGAUGACCAUGCAGCUAUUGAUAUUUUUAUACUCUUAUUAAGAAAGAUUUUGUUAAAUGUUUGAAAACUUUACAAUAUUUGCCUCCAUCUUAAAUUUGCUUUGCGCUUAUUUGAUCUUAGCAACUUGUUUUUCCUUUUUGGGGUAACAAAUUCUUAAUGCAAGUGAUAAUUAUCUCCUUUUGUCCCCAAGUGUUUGAGUAGUAUUCUUGUGGUGCUUCCUAUUUCAUGUGUAAUCUAAAGUGAAACCUUUCUUUUCAAACAAACCUUUCAGUGUGCAGUGUUAGUUAUCCUUUUCCUGAAGUGUACUUAAUCUUUGCUUUCUUUGCACAGUCUUUGGUUGUAACUCAUAGCCCAAGGCAAAUAAACAUACGCAAUUUUGGUGG
Messenger RNA from Lepisosteus oculatus (spotted gar), 6145 nucleotides. Lineage: Eukaryota; Metazoa; Chordata; Actinopteri; Semionotiformes; Lepisosteidae. The record is from RefSeq and is a predicted model, not a curated record.